AUGAAGCUCAACAUCCCCCCAACUCUUCUUCUCUCCUUCUCCGUUCUGUCGGCCCUGGCUCUCGCUUCGCCGGUCCAGAAGGUUGACGCUGCUGGACUUCAAGCACGCACUGCAUCAACCCUUGAAGUCCGCAACCUCGGAAAGCUUCCCCUCAUCAAGAAAACUGGCUUUCAGGAGCCUUGUGAUGAGUUCGGUGUUCCUCUUGGUGGGAAGAAGGAUGACAAGAAAGACGAUGACAAAGAGGAUGACGAUAAAAAGGAGGAUGGCAAGGAGGACCAGCACAAGGGUGUAGCUGGGCACGGCGGGUUCAACGCUCAGUUCGAGUUCCACGGCGAGGGCAAGGCUCAAGGUCAGUUUGGUGGUAAGGGUCAGGACGAUGACAAGGGAGAGGAGAAGAAGGACGAUGAUAAGAAGGACGAUAAGAAGGAUGAUUCCAAGGAUGACAAGAAGGACAAGGACGAGGGGGAGCAUGGAGGUGAGCAUGACGAGGGGUAUGGCAAGGAGCAUGACGAGAAGCACUACGAUGAGGAGUAUGAUGAGAAACACUAUGAUGAGACUCAUCAGGAAAAGCAUUACGAUGAGGCGCAUGACAAGGAACAUGGUACAAAUCACGAUGAGGGGUAUGGCCAGGGGCACGAUGGCUAUGGGCAGGGACACCAUGGAAAGGACGACGGCAAGGAUGAGGGAAAGGAUGAUGGCAAGGACGACAAAGAUGAUGGCAAGGGACAUGGAGGACUCGGUCUCGGAGGCAUUGGCAAGGGAAAAGAUGACGACUGCUGA
This is a messenger RNA of Aspergillus versicolor CBS 583.65, 780 nucleotides long. RefSeq lists its product as uncharacterized. NCBI's taxonomy places the organism in Eukaryota, Fungi, Ascomycota, Eurotiomycetes, Eurotiales, Aspergillaceae. Bases 1 to 780 code for a protein of 259 amino acids. The record is from RefSeq and is a predicted model, not a curated record. The transcript has 2 exons.